CAUUGCCUUUGCAAAAGGCUGCAAUCGCACUGAGAUGCACACUGGUGGGACUCGGAUGGAUCCGGAGCAUCUGCUUCCACUGCUGACAGGCAAGUGUGCUUACAACAUCACCUCAUCUUGGAGAAUUACUGCUGUUGUGUUUCAGUGCUCUUCAUCUCUGCUGCCCUGUGUUGCGAAGGACAGGAGCAGUAGGACACACAGGUGUUUCUGGACGCAUCAGUUGCAUGUACACAGUGACCAGAGCUCAAGUCUUGGAGUUGGAAAAUGAGCCUUCAGCUGAGCUCUGCUCUGAUGUGAGUGACCUGGGACUGGUCACGUAAUGCCUCAUCACUCCUUGCCUGCCUCCUUGUGCACAUUAACUGUGCGUACCUGCGUAUUUCAUCGGGUUAUUGCAAAGCCUGUAGAGGAUUGAAUUCAUUUGAUUGAAGUCUUAGAGUACACCCCUCGUGUUACUGAGGCUCUGGUAGUAGGAGAAGGAGAGGGAAGGCACCAAUUUGUCCGGUUUUAUUUUUUGUCAGGAACCUUUGCAAUGGAUGACAGAGCAGACUUUCUGAUGACUGUGCACCUUCUCGCCAAUUCAGGACACUUAUUGCUUCUGCAGCAAACUCUGGAUCGGCUUUUGGAGUGGAUCUGCCCAGACAUUCGCCUUUUCACGGUGUCCGAGCGAGUUACUCCAUUGAAAUACUAUGAGAGAUAUCGUAAGAGAAGCUGUGGCUUUCCUGGAAUAUCUGUUCUCCUUUUUCUACAUGAGGACUUGGGAGAAGAACGGAUUUUCCAGGUCCAUGAGCAAUUCCAGCGUCCACCCUGGCGCUACCAGUGUGCCCAGAUUGCUAAUGGGCAAAGCCACCCUUAUGCCCCAGCUCACCAGGACUUCUACAGCCUGGAUGACCAGAUGCCUGUGUGGGGCAUCAGGCGGGUGCACUGUGGCCCUGAAAUCCUGCGUGUCACCCUCUACUGCAGUUUUGAUAACUAUGAGGACGCAGUGAGACUCUAUGAGAUGAUCCUACAGCAAGAAGCGACUAUGCAGAAAAGUAACUUCUGUGUCUUCGUGUUGUACGCAACCCAAAACAUUGCCGUGCAGCUCUGCUUGAAGCAGCUGCCCGUCGGGGUGGCUGCUGAGCCGAAGGAGUCAUCAGCCUUGCAGUUCAAGGUGCGAGAGAUUGGGCAGCUGGUGCCUCUCCUGCCUAACCCCUGUAUUCCUGUCAGUAGCACCAGGUGGCAAACGCGGGACUAUGAAGGAAAUAAAAUUCUGCUUCAGGUUCAAGACAGCUCCAAGCCCCAUGAAGCAAAUGUUGGGUUUUCCCAUCAGCAUAAUAAUGCAGGCAAUGAAAAAAUCCUGCAGGACUCUGUCCCAGCCCCUUUCCCUGUGAAGCGGGGUAAUCCUGGGUGGAGAAGCCAGGAGGUCAGAUCCACAAAGGGUAAACCAAAAUCUGACCAAAGCGAAGCCCUUACUCCUGAGCAAGCCAGUGGUGACCUCCACAGGCACUUCUGCUCUUCUCACAGCGGUCCAGCCACCCGGUCGUGGUGGGAUGCCACCUCUCUCCGCAGGCAGGCGAGCAGCAAGCUGCAGGCUUCUCUCCAGGAGAGCUGCAUUCGUCAGCAGGCAGCGGAGACCAACGUUGACACCGGGCUUACGGUGGCGAACCUUGCGAGCGGCCGCUGCCUGCUGAACCGCUUUUCCAGGGACCUGCGGAGCAGCCUCCUCCAGCCGCGAGCACCUGUGGAUGGGGCCAGUGGUGCCGUGCCCUGCCAGGACAGGACUCAGCUGCUGUUUGCUGCAGCCAAAAGGAGUGAAAGAGAAAGGCAAAGAGCUUCGGGGUUCCACUUGCAAACACCACGAGCCAGCCCCGCAAACAGAGCGGAGGAUGAUGAGGAGGAAUUCUUUAUAUGACUGAAAACAAAUGUGCCAGAUGGACUUAUCAUUUCCAAAUGACAGUGGAGUGCUUUUGUGUGUAUUGUGGCUCCUCGUGCUGUGACUGCUGCUGCUUAGCUUACCUCUGUAGCUGUGGCAACAUUUCAGUAGUGGGUUCACUGAGGUAUAUGCUUACUUUCCAUGGAGCGAUAUAAAGGAGGCUGCAGGCAAAGCAGGAAAAAUAACACUGUAUUUACAGAAAGGCUUAUUUUUUUAAUGCAGAAUAGAUUGCAGGAUUAUUGUGCAAUGAAUAGGAAUAAGCCAUAUGACUCCUAGAGCUGUUCUAAGGUGCUAAAAAGUAGCCAGUGACAUCUUCAGAUGGGGUUAGGAGGUGCAGUUUGCCUAAGCUGCCCAAGCAGCUGGAUGCCCCUAGCCAUGGGGGCUCAUCGUCCCUCACCGGGACGUAUUGGAGCAAGGUAGUGGCAUGGUCACAGUGGUUACACCGAUUUUCCUCUGUGUUCCUUCUUGCUUCCCCUGUUGUUGGUAUUUAAAAGCUAUCAACGUUGUCAAUUUUAUGCAAGGUGUGAAACAUAAGGAUUUUUUUUAAAAUAUUUUUGAAGAAAACAAUUUCUAGAGAGACCUUUUCGCCAAAUUAGCACAGCACAUGCAAGAAGAAGAACGCUUGCAGAGAAUAGUUUGAGCUAUGUUUAUGCUCCAGUAAGACCUGCUGUUGCAGAUUCAUAUGACACUUAAAAUAAACCCAGCAACAGGCCAGGCUUUGUUAGACCAGUGUGCAGUUAUCAGCAGGCAAUCCUAAUUGGGUUUUAAUUAACAGAAGACAAGAGAAGUUAAGAGUCUUGGAGGAAACUGCUGAGUGCUGGAGAGUAAAAAG
Messenger RNA from Haliaeetus leucocephalus (bald eagle), 2744 nucleotides. It is a transcript of the gene FAM124B, whose product is annotated as family with sequence similarity 124B. Bases 530 to 1891 code for a protein of 453 amino acids. Lineage: Eukaryota; Metazoa; Chordata; Aves; Accipitriformes; Accipitridae. Gene Ontology annotation, cellular component: nucleoplasm. The record is from RefSeq and is a predicted model, not a curated record. The transcript is spliced from 2 exons.